AUGCCACGUAAGCAGAGAAAAUGUGGAGAAGGCGUUGGGCAAGUUCAGGGGAAAGAUCAUGCAGAGACCGCCCAUUUAUUCGGCGUUGAGAGUGCAAGGGAAGAGAGACUCUAUGAGUAUGCCAGAGAAGGCAAAGAGGUUCCGAAAGAAAUCGAAGGGGCGGCCGGUAGAAGUGAAGGAACUCGAGAUCGUGAACUGGAUGGGAGGGAGGGAGCCACAACCACGGUCUUCCCAAAGAAGACGCGGAGGAUGAGGCAAAGGAUCUUGCCGAGAAGGUAUUGCAUCUCGGAGAGGCUGUUGCGACGUCUGGGAAACGCUAGUGAAGUUCAAUUCAUGAACGGAACUGCAGGCACAGGCACCAAGAGGAAGCGUUCACUGGAUGACGGUGAUAGCGUAGUACCCAAUAAAAACCCGGAGCUAGGACCUGAAGGGGAGUCUCAAUGGCUCAUGUCAGGAGGCCUCCAAAACCCUGACCAUAGCACCAAAGCAGAUCGAUACUCAUGCACAACAGAGCUCGCCACCACCAAUAGAAGGCCCACCAGCAGUCAAAUUGCGCAUGACAGUGACAUCGGGGUUUUACUGCGUACCAGGCAGGGCGACUUCGAGCUAGGCAAGAACGUGCUAGAAUAUGAAGACUUGGAAAAGGGAGAAGACGUGUGGGGACCAAAGGUAGAGCAGCUGCUUUCGGAUUGGAAGAGUAGCAAUGAAGACAUGAAUGGUGGGGCAGACAGAAGCGACGGGGGAAGAAAGAGACGAAGAAGAAAUAGUAGUAGUGAUGCAUAA
Letharia columbiana is the source of this 783-nucleotide messenger RNA. RefSeq lists its product as uncharacterized. Bases 1 to 783 code for a protein of 260 amino acids. Lineage: Eukaryota; Fungi; Ascomycota; Lecanoromycetes; Lecanorales; Parmeliaceae. The transcript is spliced from 2 exons. The record is from RefSeq and is a predicted model, not a curated record.